Molecule: messenger RNA, 1395 nt
Organism: Anastrepha obliqua
Lineage: Eukaryota; Metazoa; Arthropoda; Insecta; Diptera; Tephritidae
Gene: ics
Product: ras suppressor protein 1
Exons: 3
Coding region: 140-988 (282 amino acids)
Molecular function (GO): protein binding
Source: RefSeq, a predicted model, not a curated record
AAAAGAGAAAUUUCAAAAAUUAGCACACGAAAAACCAAAGCAAAAUAUUAACUCAAAUUAAAGAGAGAGAAAUUCAAUCAAACAAUUCUCCCAGCAAAUCGUUCUCAAGAGUACUUUAGAACCCCUACCGAAAGCAAAAAUGAGUCAAUCAUGCUUACCAGUCAAUGCCAAAAUGUCGAAGGCAAAGAAAGUGUUAGAUGAAGCGCGUGAAACGCAAAACCGUGAGCUCGAUUUGGUUGACAAGGGCAUUAGCUCCUUCGAGGAGUUACCGGGAUUGUUCAGCAUGUCCUACAUCACGCGACUCACUUUGAGUCACAACAAGAUAACCAUGAUCAGUCCAGGCAUAGCUAAUUUACUACACUUGGAAAUAUUGAAUCUAUCCAACAAUGGAUUACGUGAACUGCCAGUUUCGCUGUCAUCAAUGCCUAAAUUGCGUAUCCUGAAUGUUUCGCUGAAUCGCCUGGACAGCCUGCCACGCGGCUUUGGUGCAUUUCCCGUACUUGAGGUACUCGACCUCUCCUAUAAUAACCUCAAUGAGAAUGCGUUACCCGGUAAUUUCUUUAUGAUUGAAACAUUGCGGGCUCUUUAUUUGGGUGACAAUGAUUUCGAGCAUAUUCCUAAGGAGUUGAGAAAUUUGAAGAAUUUGCAAAUACUCGGUUUGCGUGAUAAUGAUCUGCUUGAUUUGCCGCGUGAAAUUGGCGAAUUGGCUCGUCUACGCGAACUUCAUAUACAAAACAAUCGACUGCAAGUAUUACCACCAGAAGUCGGUAAUCUAGACCUACUGGGCAGCAAGUCGGUGAUGAAGAUGGAGGAGAAUCCAUGGGUGGUGCCGAUACAAGAGCAAUAUUUGUUGGGCAUUAGUCACGUCAUUGAAUAUAUAAAAACGGAAACGUACAAAAUCCUCUAUAAUCGCCAUAUAAAAAGUGACCGCGGACCACCGCCACCAAAAGCUGAUAAGAGCAAGAAAGCGUCGCGUAUACGCGCAUGAAUUGACUCAGCCAAGCUAUCGAGGUCGUGAGGUGGUUUUCGAAUUUGUCAAGCCGGUGUGCCUUUACGCGAUAAACAAAACGCAACAAAAUGAAUGCCUUUUUUGUAAUUGUAUUAACCAUAAAUGUUCUAUAAUUGUAUUUUUCCCUUCGUGUCAAGUUUGAUAUGCAUACACACAUUUAUAAUUUUGUACUACUAAUCUUAAGUAAAUGUUAAAUUAUUUUGAAAAUCUAAUCAAAUUGAAGUUUUUUUUUUAUAUAUAACAAAAUUCUCUCACAACGCACACGACUUUUAAGAAACAAACAGCAAUAAUUAUUUAUGAUUACUUUGAAUAAUGACUGCAUUUUUUUUUACGCGCGUAUGUAUCCGCGUCUAAAUUUUGUAUGAAGCAAUAAACGCACAAUCUUG